Octopus bimaculoides (California two-spot octopus) is the source of this 601-nucleotide messenger RNA. RefSeq names its product protein PIF. Gene Ontology annotation, cellular component: extracellular region. NCBI's taxonomy places the organism in Eukaryota, Metazoa, Mollusca, Cephalopoda, Octopoda, Octopodidae. The record is from RefSeq and is a predicted model, not a curated record. Gene Ontology annotation, molecular function: chitin binding.
UUUACGAUGUUCCGAUGUUGACUGAUUUUGCUGAACUAUCUGGUGGACGUUCUGUCUUGAACAAUGGUGCUGUUAUCCAGAACGGUGCUGCCUAUUUUAAAGGCGCAUCUUUAGUUCUACCUGCAUUUAUUUUGAAUGAUUUUGGUGAUAAAAUCCAAAUAGAUGUAGAUGUUAUGUACGAAAAUCCUACUAAAAAUGAAAUUCCUGUCUUAAAUAACGCCAACUGUGACCUAGAAUCAACAAUUUCUCUUACGUUGAAAGAUGCUCUUACUUCUAACUGUUAUCUCGAAGCAUCUAUAAAGGUUGAAAAUGUUCCACAACAAGUCAAGAUUACGACACCUGUUUCACCUAAUGUAUGGAAUUCAUUCACAUUCUCGAAAAAGGGAGAUAAUAUUAUAUUAUUGAAAAAUGCGGUAGUUGCUGGUCAAGUAACUCAAGCUGGUUAUUUUGAGUUCCAGGAUUCUGCUAUGGUAGCUGGAAAAGCUCCUCAAAAAACUCCCUUCCAAGGUUAUAUGAAAAACGUGAGUAACUGAUAUUUAUUGAUAUUACUGUUUAGUCCAUAAAAAUUCUUAUGUAUAAUAUACCUCCGCUUAUGACAGUA